This is a messenger RNA of Magallana angulata, 2448 nucleotides long. RefSeq names its product cerebral cavernous malformations protein 2 homolog. The record is from RefSeq and is a predicted model, not a curated record. Lineage: Eukaryota; Metazoa; Mollusca; Bivalvia; Ostreida; Ostreidae. The coding region runs from base 73 to 1230 and encodes 385 amino acids. The transcript has 12 exons.
GAACAAAAACAGGAAGUUGAUUUUUCAGGUGUUCUAUUUUUUUUUUUAUUAAUUAGUGUACUGUUGUCUUCAAUGGAAAAUGGUGAAUGGUUUAACAUGGAUCCCAUGGGCGGACGAAGAGGACAGCAAUCUCUUUACAACGAGUCCAGAAAUUCGACGGGAUAUAGUCUCCAUUCUGAGUACCAUAAAGAUGGUGACCACAGUGAAUAUCAAGUCCAGUUUGCUGGCAUAAUUAAGGAAAUUCAGGUCCAUGUAGAUAUAACAAACAGGACAGAGGUCUUGAGAAUGAUAGAUCAAGGGAAGAUGAAGAAGAUGAUUCCUGCAAAGAUAGGCACAGACAGUAAUUCUAUUCUUAGUUUGAGUCGCUAUAACAUCAAACUGAUGCAGGUAGACCAUUCCACAGAGAAUCUGAUCAUUCGAGUUCCUAUUCAUGAAAUAGCAGCAGUUUGUUAUGUGAAUGACGAUGGGAUACACAUUCUGGCAGUCAAAUAUGGUAAUCCUGAGCAGUGCUCACUGCUUGUGCUGUAUUGCGAUAGCCCAGCUCGAGCAGAGCGGAUCUGCUCAGAUGUGGCUCAGUGCUUCCAGCUCGUCUAUACGGAUGCAGUUGUUCAGCUUCUGGAGGACACGAUUGGAAGAGUGGAAACUUCAUCUACAGGAUCACCCACAAUCAAUGAGAACAGCCGGAAAAUAUCCUUGGAAGGACUGGACAAUCAUGGCUUUUCUCAGUCACAACCAAACCUAUCAGAUCGACACAACCGAGACAAAAGAUCCCGUAGCCUAGCAACCAGUGACGCCAGCAACCAAAGCAUUCAAGCUGAACUCUUGAGGUCUUACCUGGAGCAGCUGCGCAGCAAGUUUACAGUGGAUGAGCUGGCCAAAUUCUCCACACUGCUAAAGCAGAUCAAUGACCCAUCCCCCAGGAGCCACAAAGAUCUUCUGGCAGUGUUCCAAGAGGUGUUCCAGUUGUAUGGAAACGAGAGGAAGAAUCUUCUAGCUGGUUUGUGUCCCUUUAUCUAUGAGAAACAUUAUGCAAAUUUCUUGGAUUUCCUGAAGAAGCAAGGCAUUGCGAUAGACAAUGGAACUCUAUCGAGUCGUCACAGUUUUCCUCGUAAUUACACUCCCUCCCUCAGUGACUGCUCCACAAUUAUUGAUGAUGACCUGGAUAGUGAAUUGGAGUUUUUGGCCUCUGCCUCCUCUGUAAUGACGUUCCGUGAGCGACAUGAACACUAACGACCAGAGCGAUAUCGAUAGUGUACUGGAGGGGAUAUCUACACAACUGGCACAAAUUGACAGCAAUAUUGGCGAUGUAAACACGUACCUCAACUAUCCUUCAUGAUGUUUUAUAAAUCUUCUCUCUUUGUCUUUUGGAAAGCAAAUAUUACUGUGUUGCCAUCCACAAGUAUAUCUGUCAAGCUUGUAUUGACCCAAAGUGAUGAUGUGCUUGCAUUAUCUGAUAAAAUCAUUCUUGUCUCAAUGGUAAUGUGUAAAUGAUACCAAAUCCCUAGUGUCUACAGCACAUCUAAACCAAACAAUAAACCGAACUGUAAGAGGAAUUUUCCCAGCACCAAGUCAUUGUACCUUAAGAGCCAUCUGAUGCAGGCAUCAGACAAACUGAAAGGAACAUAAACCAUUGAAUUAUUGAAGAUUGUAGAAACAUGAAUUUUACAUUACGUCGUCAUUGCUUUUAUCAUUUUAUGAACAAAAUUACAUGUAGUAUGCACCAGAUGGAAAUGCUGGAUCGUUUCUGUAUACCCCAGAAUCAAAGCGAAACAGCUGCUUCUUGCAGAGAAUUUACAUUGAUGCAUCUAGCUAGUAGGCCAGGUUUGCUCAUUCCAUUCCAGUCACUGCUUCCUGGUAGGUUGGUUGCCCUUUGGGGAACAUAUUCCCUGGAUUAACACAAGAUUAAUGCAAGAAGCUGAUAAAUGGAUUGAACAUUUGCCUUUUUAAAAGUGCCUUAGUGUGAUUUUUUGUUGUCUUUGUCUUGUUACAUUUAUAUAUGUGAUGACAAUAUAUACAUGGACGUGUAAGGUUGUUAUUCAUUCUGUCUAGUACAGUUUGUAGAUUAUUUUGCAAAUAUAUUAGUGUUAGCAUUCAAGUUAUUCUUAGCAAGUUUUGUAUAUACAUUCAUCAAAAAAAUAUCUGUGAUUUAUAUGCAAUGUUUGUAAAAUAUGUGAUUACUUGUCUCUACAUAGAACAAAGAUGUUUCAUUUUAGAUUUUCAAAGCUUUUUUUUUUUCUUCUGGCAUUUUUGUACUGAGUAAUAUUGGUGUAUAGAGAUUCUUACUUAAUAUUGACCAUCUUGUUCAAAUACUGGUGUCUGCAUGUUAAGUGUAGGAUCAUCAAUGGAGCCCAAUUUUUGUAAAUUGCCAGUUUAUUAAAACUUUGUUGGGACAUAAUUUUGUGGAUAAACUUUUAUGAAUAAUUUAUAAAGAAAAGUUCCAUUAUUUUC